This is a messenger RNA of Staurois parvus, 436 nucleotides long. NCBI's taxonomy places the organism in Eukaryota, Metazoa, Chordata, Amphibia, Anura, Ranidae. The record is from the annotation of a GenBank genome assembly.
UGAUCAGCUGUGUCCAAUCACAGCUGAUCACAUAGCACUGAUGAUCAGUGUAGCCCCAGCAGUGCCACCUGUCAGUGUCCAUCAGUGCCAGCUGUCAGUGCUCAUCCAUGUCACCUGCCAGUGCCCAUCAAUGCCACAUAUCCGUGCCCAUCUGAGCUGCCUUUCAGUGUCACCCAUCAAUGCCAGUCAGUGCCACCUAUCAGUGCUGCCAAUCAGUGCCCGUCAGUGCUGCCUAUCAGUGCCACCUAACAGUGCCCGUCAGUGCCAUAUGAGUGCUGCCUUUCAGUGCCCAUCAGUGAUACUUGUCAAUGCCCAUCAGUGCCACCUACCAGUGCCUCCUCAUCAGUGCCUCCUCAUCAAUGCCACCUACCAGUGCCUCCUCAUCAGUACCACCUAUCAGUGUCCAUCACUGCAGCCUCAUUAGCGCACAUCAGUG